GUUCCGCCUCACGUUUCUGAUUGGUGCACUGGAAAACGGCGGUUGUAUAAAGCCGUUGGUGUUGGUGGCCGUCUCUUCCGUAGUUUGAAAAUUGUGCGGAUCUUUAAAGCAGUCGGGCGGUUUGAGUUUGACUGUGUCAAGUUCAGUGGAUGUUAGCGUGAGGUGUUAUCUUUUAUUUUACGAUGUCUUUUCCACGGGCCAAGCGUUUCACGGAACCGAAAGUGUGCGGCCCGGGUGUGGGAGACUACACACCCAAGGAGAAGCACAAUGCGCUGUGUGCGAAAUUUCUCGCAGCAGAACGCUUCAGACAUGACUCGGGAUCUGCUGGAACUGCAUCAGCAUGUGGAACCCCAUUCAAGGCUCCCACAACACCCAUGCAUCUGCCCAAGGAGAAGCUGCGCCGCAAGAUGGCGGAGCUGCUACAGCAACUCGAGGACCGAGACCGGCUCAUCUCCCAGCUGCGGGUCUCCAAGAACAAGCUGUCCGCGCACGUCGGCCAGCUCGAGGGGCUCCUGCGCAACAUGAAGAAGAUGGGGAGGAGCAUGAAGAACACCACAAACGCGGCCCUCUCAAGACAGCCCGGACCGGACGACGGCGCUGCCGAGAGCUUUGCAGAGGCCGACGUGCUUUCGAGAGAUGCUGUGGAGUGCACCACAGAGCUCAGGCUAACCAAGGACACGCAGGAGCUGAGGGAAGAGCUCAGGGUCUUUGUGGAGUCGCUGGAAGACGAGACCGGCUACGCAGAUGCGGCAGACCGCGACCGGGAUGACCAAGGUCGGUAG
Molecule: messenger RNA, 782 nt
Organism: Ixodes scapularis (black-legged tick)
Lineage: Eukaryota; Metazoa; Arthropoda; Arachnida; Ixodida; Ixodidae
Exons: 4
Coding region: 183-782 (199 amino acids)
Source: RefSeq, a predicted model, not a curated record